UUGUUCGCCGAUUUUUAUUCGUUUGAUUUUUUUUUCUUUUUUUCUCUCUGUGAUAAUAAUAUUAAUUCUCCUUGAUAAUAUGAUGAUAAUGCUCUCUAGACACAUUCUCAGUAGAUUGUUUUAGUUCGUAAAAAGAAGAAGGAGGAGAAGAAGAAAAGAAAGAGAAGAAGAGAAGAAAAAAAGAAGGUAAUUCUCAUCUUCUUCUUUUCCCUCUUUUCUCCGAAUCUUCAUCACUUUCUCUCUCUGUGUGUGUUUACUGAAGUGCACUUGAAACUUGGAAGCAACAACAACGUUAACCAUCAACACAAUUUAUUAAUUAUUUUCGAUAAUCAACUAACCAAUAUGAUUAUCUUUCCAUACAAGUUAAUUCUUUACAAUCAAGUGCUGUUAAUUGUUACCUUUAAAGUGAAAUAAUCGCAAAGAAAAUUCAUCUUCAAUUUCCUUUAAUACUCUGUGAUUACCUAACCCAUUUUUUUUUAACCCGUUUGUUUGUUUCUCUCUCUCAUCCUAUUUGUUUCUCAUUCUGUUUAUCUUCCCAAUUUUCUGCUUAUUUCUUAAAAUCCACCAUCAUCAUCAUCAUCACCUUCACCAUCAUCUUCAUCUUCAUCAUCUAACAUUGAAUUUCGAAUGGAAUUAUUAUUCACCAGUGUAAUGUGUUCGUUAACUGUUGUUACAAUUUGGAUUUAAUUUCCAAUCUCUUCCUAUAUAAAAGCAAAGACACAAACAUCUAAUUGUUGAAUUGGAAUAUUGUUUUGUUUUUCUCCAAAUUAAUACUAAUCUUUAAUCUCUCAUCAGUUGCUGGUUAACUAACUUGAUUGUAUAAUAUAAUUGAAAGAAAAACUUUUCCUCUAAGUCAGUAAAUCAUUUGAUCUGUUUGAAAAAAAUUCAAAUUAUCGUUUUUACCAUCAAGUCUUUUGUUUACUUUUUGGAAUGGAAUUGACAUAAAGUGUUCUAAUCAUCAAAUUCUAAUUGAUCUGAUUGAUCUAAUUGUUUCUCUUUUUUUUGUUGUUUCUGCUCCAAUAUUUUAAUUUGUGCCUUGGUUUUUUCUUUCUUUCUCCUUCUAAUGUAUUAUAUCCACAGUCUGUACACUCAUACAACUCCAUCGUUGUUAAUUAAAACAACAACAUCAACAUUCAAUCAACCUAAACAAUUUCUUGAUCACCAAUCAGUUCCAUCUUCAUCAUCACCAUCAGCAUCUUCAUCAAUUGAAAAUUUAACCGAUUUAAACUAUUAACCAGACAAAUAAUGGCAACUCUAUUCUUCCCAUCAACCUUAACUGAAUUACUAUUACUCAUAAUCAUUAUUAUACCAAAAAAUGUCCUCUUAUAUAUACCAAGGUACCACAAUUCAACGGAGAAACAAAUUCUCGAUGAUCUUACCGCUCCACCCAAGUACGAUCAAUAUGUUCUGCCAACAGAAGCUCCAAUGACAGUUAAUGUUAGCGUUCUGAUGCUCUCAAUGUCAUCGCCCGAUGAAUCUAGUCUUAAAUAUGAGAUUGAAUUUCUCUUAUUCCAAGAUUGGAUUGAUCAUCGUCUCAUGUAUGAUGAUGGUGGACGUCAUAGACAUCUAAAUGCUCUUCGUCACCAUGAACACCUAUGGAGACCUGAUACAUAUUUCAUACUCCAUGGGGAGUUUAAAACUCACAAUGAAGCUGGACCCAUUAACAUGGCGUUCAAAGUUUUCCCUAACGGAACAGUACUUUAUAUAACAAGGCAAAAAAUGAUCAUUACAUGUGAAGGAGAUCUCAAUAUAUUUCCCUUUGAUAACCCUCGAUGCUUUUUCGCAGUGGAAAGCAUGUCUUAUGAAGCAGAUCAAUUAGAGUUCCGUUGGAAACCUGAACAUGAGAUUCCAAUUUUUAAUUCAAAUUCUUUUCGUUCAUUGAACGCAUAUCUAUCCAAAAAUGCUGCUGGACGAUGUCGCACUCAUCACUCGUGGCGAAGUGAAUUCUCAUGCUUAAGUGUAUAUUUAAUCUUCACCAGGGACAAGUUAUUUUAUUUGACUACCGUUUUUGUGCCUGGAAUGGUUUUAGUUACCAGUUCUUUUAUUAGUUUUUGGCUGGACGUUAAUGCGGUGCCAGCAAGAGUAAUGAUUGGAGUGACCACUAUGCUGAAUUUCUGUACAACAACAAAUAGUUUCCGAUCGUCACUCCCUGUUGUCUCAAAUUUAACAGCAAUGAACCUUUGGGAUGGGGUUUGUAUGUUUUUUAUUUACGCAUCAAUGAUUGAAUUUAUUGUGGUCAAUUAUUUACACCGGAAAAUUCAUCAAAAUCCAUUGAGACCUGAUUCAGCUGAUCGACCCAGUGAUACAUUUAGAGCAACAUUGGGAACCCAAAUAUCUAGUAAUGGAAGAAAAAUAGAUCCAACAUCUCAAGAGGUUUUAGCUCCCGGUGAAUUUGAGGUACGCGCUCCACUUGUUUCAGGGGAAGAUCCUUCAUCUGGAAUACCAUUGACCAAUGCUCGUCAUCAUGGUGGACUUCACCAUCGACCCUCAGCAGCUACAACUGGACUUGGACGAUGUCGAUCACCUGGAGCGUCAACAUUACCCACCGAUGAACGAAUCCGUGCAGCGGCCUCAGUUUUCGCAUGGCUUCGUCGACCCCACCUAUGGGACACCGCUGAAUUUUCAUCUUACGCUCGACUGGCUCGAUCCAUUGAUCAUAUUUCCAAGUUUGUUUUCCCCUUACUUUUUGGUAUAUUUUCACUUUCAUUCUUCAUCUACUUUGCAUGGUUUUCACCCUCUAAACUGGACAAUUGGGCUCACCAGGAAUAUCAUCCUUCUGAUGAUUGAUCAACGGAAAGAGAUGAAAUUAAAGUUAACCAUCGUAAAGAAAAACGAAACCAAUACAACAAAGCAAAGGAAAAGUGCAUUAAUAUUAAUAAAUGUCAUCAUCUCACAAAAUAAACAAAAUGGACACAGCAAAUACCAGUAUACACACACAAAUAUGUCAACAAGCAAAAACAAAACAAAAAAAAAUGCACAUUGAUGAAACCAAAUUGAAUCACUAAGACACACAAACUCAUAUUAUUAAUAAUAUUACAACGGAUAAAAAAACUCACUCAUUCAUUUUGGAUACAAGAAAUAUAAUGUUACUCAUGGAUUUAAAAAUAGAGUCAUGGAAGAGGUUGUCAGUUUCUAACAAAUGCCAAUGUUGUUGAUCAAGAUGAAAGGAUGAUGAGCAUGAAUAAGAUAAAGAAUUCAAAUUGUGUACUAACAUCAACAAGAAAACAACAACAUGGCUGCCAGAUAUUUUUCAUUAACCAGCAAACAACAUUUUCACCAUGAUAAAGUUUCUCGAUGAACCAACAACAACAAAUGAAUAAUCAACCUAAUCAUCAUCAUCAUGUAUAAUCAAUAACGACACCAACAAGUAGACAUAUAAAAGUUUUACAAGUGAGAAAAGCCAAUGGAUUAGAUUAACAAGAAUAAGAUUCAAGAUUUUCAAGAUUUACAAGGAAACAUUCAAGAGGAAAAAGAAAAUACAAUUUCAAAUGAGAUAGAGCAAAAGUCAUCAUCACCAUCAUUGCAAUCAUCAUCUUUGCACCAAUUGCAAUUGAAAUAAUCAUCACCCUGGUCCUGACCUAAUUAACUCCCAUGUUAAAAUUAUCCAUUGAUGCUCAUGCUACUCUUUCUUACUCUCUCCAAUCUCUCCUUGUCUUCCUCCCGAUCUUCCUCUUCUCUCUCUCUCCCCUUUCACUUACCUUGAUUUAAUUUUUUCCUCAUCUUCCCCACGACCUUUCUCCUUUUCCAUCAUCAUCAUCAUCAUCAUCAUGAAGCUAUUUUAAGCCUCAACGGAUAACGCCCUCAUCAUCAUUAUAAUCAUCAUAACAACUAUUUCAAUCUUAAAAGUUAUUAUCAAUUUUUUUUCGUGUCUCUUGUGUGUGCUUUGCCAUCUAAUUCAUUUACAAUCAAGCCUUGGCUUCAUCACAAUUAUAAUUAUACAAAUACACACCUUUCAUCUCCAAAUCAUCAUCUCCUCCUUCAAUUUCAUCAUCAUCAUCUAUUUAUAUUAAUUCAAGGAUAUUAAACAUUAUAACAUAAGAGGAAAACAAACCAACCUAAACAGAGACAAAAAAAAAUAAUGUGACAGUUACGAUUGUAAACAGAACCAGGGAUUGUUUUCUGUUUCAAGAAUUAUUAUCAUAAUUGUUAUGAGUUUAUAACGAUUAUCAUUAUUAUUAUUAUUAUUAUUAUUAUUAUUAUGAUAUUUGGAUUAAUAGAGGAAAGAUAUUAGUAGCACAGUAAGAAUCAAAAAUGGCCUUAAAAUAACAGUUCUAAUAAUAAUCAUACUCAUAAUAAUAAUAAUAAUGGUAAAAAGAUAUAAACAAAUGUCCAUUCACAUGUAUUGAUUUAUUUUACAUGAAUUAAUUGUUACCUUUUUCCCCUCUUCCCUGUUAAUUGUUAUUAAUUUACUAGGAAAUGUUUUCUCUUUAUGUAAUCAUCCUAAUUACCUCUGGUAUUAUUAUCAUUUUCACUGUUACCUUGAUUUUUGUUUUUUAUUUGUUACCUGGGAGUUACUUUAUUACUACUGUUAAAACCAUUACUGUUACUAAUUACAAUUGAUUUAAUUGUUACAAGGUUUAUCAAAUUGUAAAUGAUGAUUAUAACGGUGUGAUAAUAUUAAUAUUAUAUGAUGAUGAUAAUGAUGAGGAUGAUUUAAGUUAAUUAACUGAGAGUGUUGAUUAAAAUGAAGGGGAAAAAAAGUUUACAGAAAAUCGUAAUUGUAAAUAAUAUUGUUAAAUUAUCAUGAUAACUUUUAAUUGUUAAUUUUAUUAAUUAUUUGUACAGUCAAACAAAAAAAAAGGGUUACCCUUAUAAAUAUAUUAAUAGAUUAUGUUGAUUGAGUUUUAAAAAAGUUUGCUAAUUGUUAAUCUGUUAUCAUGAACUUUAAUCAAUUACUACUUGUUUAAUUGUUAAUUGUAUUAGUUACCUGGUUUGUUUUUAUAAUCAUCAUUAUCAUCAAUUAAUUAAUUCUGCCGUCAUCUUAAUCAUCAUCAAUGAAAAUCAUGAGCUUUUUAAUUAACAAACUGUUUUUCAAUUGUAAAUAUUAUUGAUUGAUCAACAUGGAGACUCCAUAGAGGAAAAGUGUAAAUGAUAAUUAAUUAAAAGAAAAGAGAAAGAUACUAAUUGUUGAUAUUAGUUUCUUAAUCAUCGAUCUCAUCAUCAUCAAUGUUCAUCUAGAUAAAUUGAUUUUCGCAAUCCUAAUCUUGUUAAUCACGAAAGAAAAUGAAACAAUUUAAAUCUUUUUCCUUCUUUUAUGUUUCUAUGCAGAGAUAUUUGAAAUUUAGUCUUUUUCUUGUUCAAUCAAAACUUUCCAAUGUCUUCAUCACUUUUAAUCAUCUCAAUUAACUUAAUUACAAUUCUAUGAGAUCACUUUUGUUUCCAAACAAUUAACAAUCACCAUCAACGAGAAAAAAAAACAAUACAACUACAAUUAAGUGUGAAUGAGAAGAUGAACCAAAAAUUCAAAUCUAACAAACAAUUGACUUAACAAUUAAUUUCUUUUCUUAAAUCAAUUUAAAUUGCGGACAAAAAAAACGAUUGAUUUAACAAUUGGAAACUUUAAUUAUCUUAAUUAAAUUCUAGAAGUUUAAAAAUUUAACAAAACCAAAAGAGAAAAACAAACAAACCGAAAAUCAACAAAAACUCUGUUACUUUAUUAUCGUUAACGAUUGUAAAUUUAAAUACAACAAUUAAAAAUGUUUUAAUUGAA
Messenger RNA from Panonychus citri (citrus red mite), 5710 nucleotides. RefSeq names its product glutamate-gated chloride channel-like (gene pHCl-1). The record is from RefSeq and is a predicted model, not a curated record. Lineage: Eukaryota; Metazoa; Arthropoda; Arachnida; Trombidiformes; Tetranychidae. The transcript is spliced from 7 exons. The coding region runs from base 1246 to 2787 and encodes 513 amino acids. Gene Ontology annotation, cellular component: neuron projection; membrane; synapse. Gene Ontology annotation, biological process: chemical synaptic transmission; chloride transmembrane transport; regulation of membrane potential. Gene Ontology annotation, molecular function: extracellular ligand-gated monoatomic ion channel activity; chloride channel activity; transmembrane signaling receptor activity.